AUGAUGAAGUCCAACGUCGAUGCCGACGCCGCCGCGAUGAGUCCCUACCACGGCAACGGCAUGAUGGCGCCUGCCAUGAACACGAACGAGCCAAUGCAAGUGGUGUACAACCGCACACAGAAGCGCGUGCCGGUGUUCCGCGACAGCCUGAUUGUGUACGAGCAGCAGAUGGUGCAGGUGAUGGAGGAGCUGCGCACGCUGACGAUGGACGUGAAUGCGCUUCGGGCGCAUUACGAAGAGGCGCUCCAGGAGAAACUGUACAUUGAGAACCUCGCCGCACAGGCGGAGAAGCGCGUGCAGGACGUGAAGGAAAUCGUGGACCGCUACGUUGGUGUCAAGGACGCCGUGGUAGCCAGCGACGGCUUCACGUAUGAGCGGGAGACGAUCUCCUCGUAUAUCGAAGGCUGCAAAGAGGCUGGCGGCACGCCGACGUCGUACCAGACAGAGAAGCCGCUGACCUCGCUCCUGAUUCCAAACCGCUCGCUCAAGACGUUGGUGGAUCGCUUGGUGACGCUGCAGAAGGCGGAGCCGACGCCGUCGGCGCCGGCCGACCGCAACCCAGUGCAGCACCACUCGAAGUCAAUGACGGCGGGUCGCGCAGGAAACGUCUCUGUCAACCAACACGAAGGCCAGCGGCGCAACAUGCACGGCGGCGGAAAGGACAGCUCCGGCCCGGUGGAGCUGAACGCCAAGGGGGAACGAGUGCACCCGUGCAUUCGUGUGUACGGGUACUGCAACUACAACGAGAGUUGCGCGUACGCGAAGUAUCCGUACGAUGCGUGCUUGUCGAAUCUCAAGAACAAGUGCCGCUUCAAGAACCAGUGCCACGAGCGCCACGUCGAGUUCCGCGGCCCACUGGACGACUACGGUAACUGCGCCUCCACUAACCAGGGGCCUAACCAAGAGAACAAUGCGUCCGAGUCCAUGGGGGAGGCGAACAAGUAG
Leishmania mexicana MHOM/GT/2001/U1103 is the source of this 945-nucleotide messenger RNA. Its product is annotated as putative RNA binding protein. The record is from RefSeq and is a predicted model, not a curated record. Bases 1 to 945 code for a protein of 314 amino acids. The transcript has a single exon. Lineage: Eukaryota; Euglenozoa; Kinetoplastea; Trypanosomatida; Trypanosomatidae.